Messenger RNA from Schistosoma spindalis, 2504 nucleotides. NCBI's taxonomy places the organism in Eukaryota, Metazoa, Platyhelminthes, Trematoda, Strigeidida, Schistosomatidae. The record is from the annotation of a GenBank genome assembly.
GGAAACUAGAGAGGAAUCUUCAAUGUCUCAAGAUCUUGUUGAACAAUUCUGGUUUCCAAAUAUUGGCGUUUUUGAUCAUUUUCUCUUCAUUAAAUGGGCCAAAGGUAUCAUCAACGUUUUGGUGGUAGAAUAUCUUACAUCAACCAGUGGGUGAAGUAUUCAUUAUGCUUGGCGAACUUCAUUUUCCUAGCCGUUGGAACAUUGUUUCUUGUGUUCGGUAUGAUCGCAUUUAGUGAGUCGGCAGGUAUACGAUGGAAAUCUAAAACUAUUGCAUUGCACUGGCUUUUCAACUUAACCGUAAUUUGUAUGGUCGUUGGGGUCAUAACGUUAUUUGUUUCACUGGCUGGUUUUGUCGGAUCUUUACGUGAAAACACUUGUCUGCUGAGAUUUUAUUACCUUAUUUUAACGUUGCUUUUUCUGACAGAGGUUGUUUGCUGCGUAUUGUUCUUUGUGUACCGUGAAUCAACUGUCCACAGGCUUGAAGAGUUAAUCAAAACUACUUUUGUUACUCAAUAUAGAGAACUUGGAUUUGAGGAUACAACAAACUUUAUGGACUUUAUUCAAAAAGAGCUUAAUUGUUGCGGACCUAAGUCAUAUCUUGAUUGGACAGCUAAUCAAUACUUUUCAUGUGAUAAGUCUAAUAUAAGCCCUGAAGCUUGUGGAGUUCCAUAUUCUUGUUGCCGUCAAAUGAAUGAUAUCAGUGUUAAUAUUAUUAAUACAUCGUGUGGAUUUGGUGUACAAAAAUCAACAACUGCUGAAGCCAGUCGUUUGGUAUGGACAACUGGAUGUGUUGAUGCGCUUAUCAGUGCAGUAGAAAACAAUAUAGUCUAUUUCGCUUAUGGGUUUGUUAGCGUAGCUGUAUUUCAGCUGAUAGCUAUCCUACUUGCAAAGACACUGCAUACACAAAUCAAUGAUCAACUGCGUUUACUACAUCAAGAAAAUAUUUACUUUUGAGAAUUUUUCUUCCAUCCCUCUAAAGAUAACGUGCAUUAUUAUUAUUAUUAUUAUCACGAUUUGUAAGUAAAAGAAAUUCUUUUUUGGACUAUUUUUGGUGACUACAACUAAUUUUUCAUCAAUCACUGAAACAACAAUUUACUCAUCUUAUGUGGAAUGAAUAAGGACAAUAAUACGAAAAAUCUUUCCUCAUCAAAUCGAUAUCUGUAUAUAUUCAUUCCUGGCCGUUACCACUGUGAUUUUAACUUGCUCAGUUCUAUGCUUGUUUUAUUUUUGUUGUUACAUCCUUCUGAAUUACAUUUUGUUAACUGAAAGAAAAUAAUAAAUAUAAAUCUUAUUCUUUUGAUAUUUUAUGUUUUCUUAAUCUAAAACAUUGUCAAUGAUGAUUGUUUGUAUUAAAUUAUCUUUCAUUUUUAUAUUGAAUUUACUUUAUAUCAUUAUAUUAGUAUUGUUCGGCAUAAUUUCCAUUCAUAAUUUUAAAGGAAUUAGGUCAUCAACAUAUCAUCCAAGAUACUUAAAAUAUAGAAAAUCUAUAAUUUAAGACUAUUAUUUAUUAGCAGCAUAUCUUUUCAUUGUAUUCUGCUUACAAAAAAAGUUCAUUUGUUUUAAUCACUAAGCAAUGAAUCAGCAUGUUAACGUGAUUGUUCAAUUCAGUCUCAAAUAUAUCAAUACAUUCAUUAAAAUGAAUACCUGUUUAACAAAUGGUAUUCCUCCUAAUCUAUUAGCUUGAUAGAUGAAAAUUUAAUGUUCAUAAGGAUGGUUACUAGCUUCAUGUUCCAGUGAGAACAAUACAGAUACAGAUAAAUCCAGCCAACAACUUACUUCACGAUUACAUACGCAUAUUGUUGUUUUAACUACUUUAGAACGUUUCUUCUGAAAACUGAAAUUUUAAUUUGAUGUCAGUUAAAGUAACCAUGUAAAUUAGUCAUUUUCUUUUAAAGAAUUUUUUCCUAAGUUAUCCACAUAAAAUUAUUCUAAGUAGUUGUCAAUAUUCUACUUCGUUAUGCAGAGUACGAGUAAACACCUUAAUUAGUUCAAUUGCCCGAAACAUCGACCGCAAUAGUAGGUAAUACAACUUGAUGAAUAAUCUCUUCAUGACCUUAAGAACCGUUAUUCAGGAAUACAGAAAACAACUUUGUUUUUUGAUACAGUAUGAAUAAUCUAAAAAAUAAUUAAAGUUUGUAAACUGUAACAUUUUAUAGUGUUUGAAAUAACUAGUUUUCGCAUGUAAGUCUCAACAGUAUUUUGUAAAAUAUUCACAUCAUGAAAACAAGAACCGUAUUUAAAGAACUGUAUUCACACUGUCCAGCACCUAGGCAGUCAUACAAGCAAUGAAAUAUGAGUUUGUGGAUAAAAUUUAACACAUCAUUUUGACAUGCUCAAGGAAACUCUUGAACAUUUCAGUCACUUUCGUUAAAGUGGCUGUCAAUAAAAUAAUUACUCAAUUAAUUUCUGUAUCUGUGUCUUGUCUCGUUCCCAUUACUUACGCAAUCUAUAUUGUAACAUAAAAAAACUUGACUUUUCAAGGUAAUCGAAUACUGUUAUCAAUC